AGGGCAAUGUGGUGGUAUUGUUUACAUUAUUAUUAUAUUAAUAUAAUAUAUAUUGGCCAUAUGGAAAUAUAAAGGUAGGUUGUUACACUCGAUGACCGAUCAAAUCUAAAUUGACGUAAGCCAUUUGGCUGCUUUCACUUUUAUUGGAUGUUGUAAAAAAAAACUUGUUUCCAUUACACAAAAUCACGCUGAAUGACCAUUAGGAUGGAUGAUAUUCAACAAUAGUUGAGUACAUGUGACACCUAUUCUUUAAUUUCAAAAAUCAGUAUUACAAGUAUUAUUCGGAAAAAUCGUUUUUUUAGAAAGCAAUAAUCAUGACAAAUUUGAUGAAAAAAUUUCUCGUAUUGAAUACCAAAUUUCUUAUAAAUUCAUAUACAGCCAUUACAUUACCAUUCUAUACGAUAUAUCAAAAACCAUGGCAAAAAUUACGUACAUCAAAAUUGUUUCAAAUACAAAUGUACAAAGAUAAACAUGGUCGUACUAUUUAUUAUCGCAAUGGACCCACCAAAUUUGAACAUCCAUUCAUCCAUCAUCGAACUGUUACCGAUUUGUUAAAAACAUUGGAUCGUGAUCGUAUAGCAGUCGGUGUUCGUGAUGUGAUUAAUGAAAAAUUGCAAUAUGAUCAAAAUGGCAAGCCAAUCAUUGUUGAUGAACGGGAAUUGACAAAAAUUGAACUGAGUAAAGAUUAUAAGUGGUGGACAGCCGGGCAGAUAAUUGAUCGUGCCGAUGCAAUUGCACGUGGCCUACAACAAUUGGGCGUCAAUCGAAAUGAUAAAGUUAUUAUCUAUGCUGAUAGUAAUGUUGAAUGGUUUCUAGUAGCAUUAGCAUUGAAUCGUUUAUGUGCCAUAACGAUAACAUUAUUCUCUACAUUGGGCGAUACCGGUGUAUUGUAUGGUCUCAAUCAAAGUGAAGCACCAUAUCUUGUUGUUGGUGAAUCAUUAUUGAAAAAAAUCGCUACACUUGAUCAUAAAAUUGAAUUUUUGAAAAAAAUUAUCUACAUUCCAAAUAAUCCAAAAUCUUAUAAAAGCCAAGAUGUUAAUGUACAGAUUUCCAAAGAUAAAUUAGAAAAAAAAUAUCAAUUAAUAUCAUUAGGACAAGUAGAACAAAGUGGUUCACAAAUUGAACCAUAUGAAUUUCCGGAUGCAAAACCAGAAGAUACAAUGAUGAUAAUGUAUACAUCGGGAACGACAGGCAAUCCAAAAGGUGUCAUAUUGUCACAUGAUAAUUUCUUCACAUUCAUUUUAUCAUUAUCGAAAUGGAAUCAUGAAUGGCCAUUGAUUGGACCUAAAUCAAUUUAUUUGGCAUUCUUGCCAAUGGCUCAUCUAUUCGGUUUCAUGUGUAAUCUAUAUACUUAUUUAAGCGACAAUCGACUUGCCUUCUCAUCACCUGCUACAAUGUUCAAUACAUCAAAAUCACAUGUCCAUGGCCAAACUGGUGAUAUUCGUUUGAUUACACCAGAUCUUCUAACUUGUGUACCAUUAGUAAUUGAAAGAAUUAUCAAAGAAAUCUAUCAGAAAUUGAAUGCAAAAUCUGCAAUUGCCGCACCAUUAUUCACAUAUAUGAUGGAUUAUAAAAUACGAUGGACAGCAAGAGGUUAUGAUACACCAUUAAUCAAUAAAUUUUUAUGCCGUCGAAUUAAUAAACAAUUUGGUGGCCGAUUAAAAACGAUCGUAUCGGGUAGCGCACCACUCAAUGAACGUACACAUGCACUAAUCAAAGCUGCAUUGAAUACCAAUGUUAUUAUCGGUUAUGGCGCCACUGAAGUUACUUGCUGUUCAACUUUUAUGGCUAUUACUGAUCGUUCAUAUGGACGAUGUGGUCUUCCAUUGGAUACGGUGAAAUAUUAUCUCGAUAAUUGGUCGGAUGGUGGCUACAGUGUUGAUGAUAAACCAAAUCCUCGCGGUGAAAUUAUAAUUGGUGGUAAAUUGGUUUCAAUGGGUUAUUAUAAGAUGCCCGAACAAACAGCACAAGAUUUCUAUGUUGAUGAAGAUGGUUGUCGAUGGUUUCGUACCGGUGACAUUGGUGAACUGUAUCCGGAUGGUACAUUGAAAAUUAUUGAUCGUAAAAAAGAUUUAACCAAAUUGGCUAAUGGUGAAUUCAUUUCGCUUGGAAAAAUUGAAUCCGGUCUACGAUCAUCACGUUAUGUAGAGAAUGUUUGCAUCUGUACUGAUCGUUUUCGUAAUGAAAUCAUUGCAUUAGUCGUACCUAAUCGACGAACACUACGAAUAUUGGCCAAAGAGCUUCAAAAAGAACAUUUAUCUAUCGAACAAAUGUGCAAUGAUUCUAUGAUCAAUGCGAAAAUCUAUGAAUCAAUCAUUAAUCGUUGUCGAGAUUUAGGUUUUAAAAAACGUGAAAUACCUGUAAAAGUUUUGUUGGUCAAAGAAGAAUGGACACAGGAAAAUAAUCUCUUAACGGCUGCAUUCAAGAUGCGACGUCAAGCAGUUCAAAAAUUUUAUCGAGAAAAAAUCCAAGAAAUUUUUGAUGAAAUUCCACCAACCAUAUAGAGAAUAUUAUACAGAUUCAUAUUUUUUUUUGUUGUUGCCCGCCCUCUAACGACCUGAACAUUCCGAAAACAAAACAAAAAAAAAAUUUUUUUUUUU
This is a messenger RNA of Dermatophagoides farinae (American house dust mite), 2600 nucleotides long. RefSeq names its product long-chain-fatty-acid--CoA ligase 4. The record is from RefSeq and is a predicted model, not a curated record. Gene Ontology annotation, cellular component: lipid droplet; endoplasmic reticulum; plasma membrane. Gene Ontology annotation, biological process: long-chain fatty-acyl-CoA metabolic process; neuron differentiation; long-chain fatty acid metabolic process. Lineage: Eukaryota; Metazoa; Arthropoda; Arachnida; Sarcoptiformes; Pyroglyphidae. Gene Ontology annotation, molecular function: palmitoyl-CoA ligase activity.